Contarinia nasturtii (swede midge) is the source of this 3769-nucleotide messenger RNA. RefSeq names its product NAD(P) transhydrogenase, mitochondrial-like. Bases 401 to 3604 code for a protein of 1067 amino acids. The transcript is spliced from 17 exons. Gene Ontology annotation, molecular function: NAD binding; NADP binding. The record is from RefSeq and is a predicted model, not a curated record. Gene Ontology annotation, cellular component: mitochondrial inner membrane. NCBI's taxonomy places the organism in Eukaryota, Metazoa, Arthropoda, Insecta, Diptera, Cecidomyiidae. Gene Ontology annotation, biological process: NADPH regeneration; proton transmembrane transport.
AACAUUAGCCUGUUUACUUUUCCUUUUAGUUGCACACAUACGUGCGCGCUGUUUCAAUCACACAAUACAAAGUAACACAUAUUUCAACCGAAUAGAAUGUGAAUGAAAUAGUUGUACUAAGUAAUACAUUUAAUUUGCUAGAUUGUUGACGAACGAGUUUAUUUUCAAUUGCUGUUGAAUCAGCUGAGUUCAUGUUUUGCAAACGAGCGCGACACAAAAAAUCAGUCGGAAAGCAAAAUAAGUGUAACUUGUAAGAUUUGGUUAUCGGCGAUAAGAAGAAAAAAACGGUUGAAAUCGGUUGUAAAGUGGUUUUAAUCAAUUUAAAAAAAAGUUCCAAUUACCAUUUACAUAUGAAUGGAGUAUUUUCCAUCAAAAAGGGAGCCAUUUAAAUUAACUAAAAAUGGCUCGCGGCUUACUUCGUCUAUGUAGCUAUCAUAAGUCAGAUCCAAUUCAGAAACUUCAAUUGCACUCUCAAAGAUGGUUUUCAAGAUCAUCGAAUGUGUAUGAAAAAAGUGCCAAACCCAGUGAAAGUAUUAAAGGCAUUCCGUAUAAACAAUUAAAAAUUGGCGUUGGCAAGGAAAAAUGGACGAAUGAAAAGAGAGUGGCAAUAACGCCGGCCGUAACAUCAGCUUUGGUGAAAAAAGGAUUCACAGUGAAUGUUGAACAAGGUGCUGGUUUUUCGGCAAAAUUUCGUGAUGACGAUUAUGCAAAGGCCGGUGCAAAUAUUGUCAAUUCAAAUGCCGCACUAUCAUCGGAUAUUGUGCUUAAAGUUCGUCAACCACACGAUUCUGAUAUUCCAUUGUUUCGCGAUAAUUCAACGCUCAUUUCAUUUCUAUACCCGGCCAGAAAUAAAGCACUUAUUGAUAAGCUAAGUGCAAAGAAAAUGAACGCAUUCGCAAUGGAUUGCAUUCCACGUAUUUCACGAGCACAGGUGUUUGAUGCCUUAAGUUCAAUGGCCAAUAUUUCCGGUUACCGAGCCGUUAUCGAAGCUGCCAAUCAUUUUCCACGUUUUUUCUCGGGACAAAUCACAGCUGCUGGAAAAGUUCCUCCAGCAAAGAUUUUGGUCAUUGGAGGCGGAGUCGCGGGUUUAGCUGCAUGCGCUCAAGCCAAAAAUAUGGGAGCUAUUGUUCGUGCAUUUGACACAAGAUCAGCCGUACGAGAACAGGUUGAAAGUUUGGGCGCCGAGUUUCUUACAAUAAAUAUUAAGGAAGAAGGAGCUACUGCCGACGGAUAUAGUAAAGAAAUGUCACAAGCAUUUAUCGAUGCUGAACACGCCUUAUUUGCUGAACAGUGUAAAGAUGUGGAUGUGAUAAUAACGACAGCAUUGAUUCCAGGAAAAAGGGCACCAAUCCUCAUUUUGAAGGAUCAUGUAAAGCUUAUGAAACCUGGAAGUGUUAUUGUCGAUUUAGCCGCUGAAACGGGCGGAAAUGUUGAAACAACAGUUCCCGGAGAAGUUAAAACAAUUCACGAUGUCGUCCAUGUUGGCCUAACUGAUUUGCCAAGUCGCUUGCCCACACAAAGUUCAACAUUAUAUGCAAAUAACAUUUCAAAAUUCCUAUUGUCGAUUGGUGAAAAGGAGCAUUUCAAUAUUAAUUUGGAAGAUGAAGUUGUACGAGGCAGUAUUAUAUUGAAGAAUGGCGAAUUACUGUGGCCGCCACCAAUGUUAAGCGUAUCAAAAGCACCGUCACCGGCACCAGCCGCACAAGAAAAGAAGCCAGCCGAAGUGAAGAGUCUUCCCGCACCCGAUCCAUUUAAAGACACAUUGAAAAAUAGUUUGGUGUACACCGGGGGAAUGGCAACAAUGAUUGGUUUGGGAUGUGCCUCGCCGAAUCCAGCAUUUACAACUAUGCUGACCACAUUUGGAUUGGCUGGCAUUGUUGGUUAUCACACUGUUUGGGGCGUUACACCGGCAUUGCACAGCCCAUUGAUGUCGGUUACCAAUGCGAUUUCCGGUAUUACGGCCGUUGGUGGAAUUUUAUUGAUGGGUGAUCAUUUGGUUCCAACGAAUGCAAUUGAAGCUCUAGGCGCCAGUGCUGCUCUAAUCUCAUUUGUAAAUAUAUUCGGUGGCUUUUUAGUUACACAGAGAAUGCUCGACAUGUUCAAAAGACCCGAAGAUCCACCAGAAUACAAUAAAUUAUAUGCAAUUCCAGCACUUGGUUUUUUUGGUGGAUAUGGUUACGCCACGCUAGCAAAUUUCCCCGAAAUCCAUCAAAUGGCAUAUUUGGCAGCUAGUUUAUGUUGUGUUGGUGCUCUUGGUGGUUUGUCAUCACAAAAGACUUCUCGUUUAGGAAAUGCACUUGGAAUUAUGGGCGUGAGCGGUGGAAUCGCGGCGACACUCGGCAUGAUGUCACCCACUAUUGAUGGGUUACUGCAAGUGGCUGGUGUGGCUGCAUUGGGCGGUGGACUUGGAAGUGUGAUUGCAAAACGAAUUCAAAUAACUGAUCUACCUCAAUUAGUUGCUGGUUUUCACAGUUUGGUUGGUUUGGCAGCUGUGUUAACAUGUGUUGCAACCUACAUGCAUGAUUUCCCCACAUUGGCCACCGAUCCAGCUGCAAAUGUUUUACGAACUGCACUUAUACUUGGAACAUACAUUGGCGGAGUCACAUUUAGUGGUUCCCUUGUGGCCUAUGGAAAAUUACAAGGCUUAUUGAGCUCAUCUCCGUUGUUGUUGCCUGGUCGACAUUACAUAAAUGCUGGUCUACUUGGUGCCAAUGCUUUGGCAAUGGCUGCAUUCUAUGCAGAUCCAUCAUUGAGCGGCGGAUUGGCUAUUUUAGGCGCAACAUCUCUUUUAUCAAGUAUCAUGGGAGUAACACUAACAUCGGCAAUUGGAGGUGCUGAUAUGCCUGUUGUUAUUACUGUGUUAAACUCAUAUUCCGGAUGGGCACUCUGUGCUGAAGGUUUUAUGUUGAAUAACAAUCUCAUGACCAUUGUCGGUGCGUUAAUUGGAUCGUCUGGUGCGAUUUUGUCCUACAUCAUGUGUAAAGCAAUGAAUCGAUCCUUGCCGAAUGUUAUCCUCGGCGGUUACGGAACAUCAUCAACUGGAACAGGCGAAGCGAUGAAAAUUACUGGCACCCAUACUGAAUUAGAUGUACCUAGUUGCAUUGAUUUGAUAAAAAGUGCCAAGAAUAUUAUCAUUACGCCAGGCUAUGGCCUCUGUGUUGCAAAAGCACAAUAUCCACUUGCUGAACUUGUUUCCAUUUUAAAGUCCAAAGGGAAGAAAGUACGAUUUGCAAUUCACCCGGUUGCUGGCCGAAUGCCGGGACAAUUAAAUGUUCUAUUGGCUGAGGCUGGAGUUCCAUAUGACGAUGUCCUUGAAAUGGAUGAAAUAAACGAUGAUUUUGAUGACACCGACCUAACACUUGUGAUUGGCGCCAACGAUACCGUCAAUAGUGCCGCCGAAGAUGAUCCCAAUUCCAUUAUAGCUGGUAUGCCAGUACUUCGUGUAUGGAAAUCCGAUCAGGUGGUUGUGAUCAAACGAUCGCUUGGCGUUGGUUAUGCUGCAGUUGACAAUCCAAUUUUCUACAAGCCAAACACAUCGAUGUUACUUGGCGAUGCAAAGAAAGUGUGCGAUGACCUCUUGUCCAAAAUUAAAACCAUUUACUAAAAAAUAAUGUUCAUACAUUUCAUUUGUUCAAUUAUGCAUAUUGAAGAUUAACUAUAGUUAAUUAUAACGAUAAAUCGAUUUUCCUUAUUUUGAUUAUGUCAUGUAUUUUCCUAUUAUAAGUUUAUGAAUAAAAAUAAAAAUAAAUUGCGAAUUUUCCAUUUGAUA